GAGUACAUAUGUCCACAAAGGACCCGUUUGUUCUCUCGUGGACGGCGCUGCUUCCUUCGAUCUUAACAGCAGGUGCUGCAUCUGUCACAGUGAUCUGCGCAGCCCCCAGGCUAAUUCUUCACUUGUGCGCUGGAGCGAAUAUUGUCGAGAAACACACCCUAGUUCUGAUCGUCCAGAGCGUCAUCUAUCUUCACAGGCUAUGUAGAAGUUUCACUGAAACGCCUAGGUGAGUAGAAGGUUGCUGGCUGAUGCGCCCUACCAUAUGCACAUCUUUGUGAGCUGGCGGGCAUCCAGGAAUACUAUCGCCGCCCUCCACAUGUGCAUUGUGCCAGCAGGCUAUGCUAAUGAAUAGGCCGUCACCUGAAGGACGAAACAGACACAGGUGCGGCUGCGAACAACAUGCAGAGUAUCGACAAAGCCAGCGGUCAUGACGUCCCACAAAACCAGAGCCAAAAACCGCAUAUAAAGG
This is a messenger RNA of Stereum hirsutum FP-91666 SS1, 469 nucleotides long. RefSeq lists its product as uncharacterized. The record is from RefSeq and is a predicted model, not a curated record. Bases 9 to 230 code for a protein of 73 amino acids. The transcript has a single exon. Lineage: Eukaryota; Fungi; Basidiomycota; Agaricomycetes; Russulales; Stereaceae.